AUGAUGCUGAGGUCUCAAAAACAACUUUCAUAUACUAUCGGUCCUUUCACCGAAAUGUCAUUGAAUUCUAUGAUUGCGGCAGCAGCUGAAGGAGACCUGGGAGAAAAGACUAGGGGACAAUCUUCAAAUCCCGUCUGGAUGAAGGAGAGGUCCUUCAGGUUGACAGCUUCACAUUUUGGCGAAGUCUGUAAGCAACGUAAAUCGACAAACCCCUUUAAUCUUGUUUUGAGAAUUCUCAAAUCUCAGUUCAAAGGAUCGUCAGGAGCUAGCUUUGAUGGCAUUAUUGAUGCAGAUAUGAUCAUCGAGGUGAAAUGUCCGUAUUCUGCAAACAAAUAUUCUCCAGAGGAUGCUGUGAAUAAGAAGAAAAUUAAAUAUGUGGAGCUCAACGAAGAAGAAAAUAAGGUGAAAUUGAAAAAAAAUUGCAAUUAUUAUUACCAGGUGCAAGGUCAACUUGCAAUAGCAAAUGCCAAAAUAUGUUACUUUAUAGUUUGGACCCCUCUUGGAAUUGCUGUUGAAGAGAUUGAACAAGAUGACUUCUGGACUAAUGUUAUGCUGCCGAAGCUUAAAUCCUUUUACCUGGACCAGAUGCUUCCAGAAAUAGUUGAGGAAUAG
Messenger RNA from Ceutorhynchus assimilis (cabbage seed weevil), 612 nucleotides. The record is from the annotation of a GenBank genome assembly. NCBI's taxonomy places the organism in Eukaryota, Metazoa, Arthropoda, Insecta, Coleoptera, Curculionidae.